AUGGGGAUGUUUGUUGUUGUUUACUUUGAUGAUAUCUUAGUUUUUAGCAAGGAGGAUGUCGAACAUGAGAAACAUUUGGAGAAGGUUGUUGAAACCUUAAGAAGGGAGAAGUUGUAUGCACAACUCAAGAAGUGCAUCUUUUAUGCUGAUAGCGUUUGCUUCCUUGGUUACAUAGUAACUAGUGCUGGUAUUCAAGCUGAUCCAAGUAAGAUAGAGGCAAUCUUAAGUUGGCCAAGUCCUAGGUCAAUUUCAGACAUAAGGAGCUUUCAUGGAAUGGUGUCCUUCUAUAGACGGUUUAUUAAAGAUUUCGGCACAUUGGUUGCUCCUAUAGCUGAGUGUUUGAAGGGAGGCAUAUUCAAGUGGAAUGAAGAUGCCCAAAAGAGUUUUGAAUUGAUCAAGAAUAAGAUGACACAAGCUUCUAUCCUUCAGUUACCAAACUUUAAUGAUCUAUUUGAAGUAGAAUGUGAUGCUUCAGGUGUUGGCAUUGGAGGAGCCCUUAGUCAAGCAGGUAAACCCAUUGCAUACUUUAGUGAGAAGUUGGGUGGACCUAAGCUUAGGUAUGCCACCUAUGAGAAAGAGUUUUAUGCUAUUAUUCGAGUUUUGCAACAUUGGAGUCAUUACUUGCUGCCCAGAGAGUUUGUUCUAUAUUCUGAUCAUGAGGCGAUAAAGUAUCUUAAUCAUCAACAAAAACUCAACGCGAGGCAUGCAAAAUGGGUAGAGUUCCUUCAGAAUUUUCAAUUUGUGAUCAAGCACAAGGCUGGAAAACUAAAUCAAGUUGCUGAUGCUCUUAGUAGAAAACCAUGUGGCAAGCAACUUUGCAUACCACAAGGCUCUAUAAGAGAGUCCAUUGUUAGAGAAGCACAUGAGGGUGGAUUAGCUGGUCACUUUGUCCAUUCUAAGACAUCAAAGAUGAUUCAAGAAAACUUCUAUUGGCCCAAGUUGAAUCGAGAUGUUUUGAGGUUGAUUGAACGUUGUGAAAGUUAUAAAAGGGCAAAGAUGCAUGGUAGAUAUAAAGGGUUAUACGAACCUUUGCCAAUUCCCACAACACCUUGGGAACAUAUCAGCAUGGAUUUCGUGCUUGGAUUACCAAGAACUCAAGAAGGUAAGGAUUCUAUCUUUGUCGUUGUAGACAGGUUCUCUAAGAUGGCCCACUUUAUCUUAUGCAAAAAGACAAGUGAUGCAACACAUGUGGCUGUUUUGUUCUUUAACCAUAUUGUCAAGUUGCAUGGUAUUCCUAGAAGUAUUAGGGAUGGACAAACAGAGGUAGUCAAUCGGAGUUUGGGUUCCCUAUUAAGAAGUCUGGUUAAGAAGAACAUAAGAGAGUGGGAGUUAUUGCUGCCACAGGCUGAAUUUGCUUUCAACAAGUCCGUGAAUCGAACAACCGGAAAGAGUCCUUUUGAAGUGGUGUAUGGUAAGAAUCCUCUUGGUCCCUUAGAAUUAUCUCCUCUCAUUCAAAAUCAUUCUUUUAGUGGAGAUGCUGAUGAGAGAGUUAAAGAGUUGAAGAAAAUUCAUGAGAAUGUUUUACAGGAGAUUGAGAGAGUGGAGCUACCAGAAGAGUAUGGGGUAUCCCCGAUAUUUAAUGUAGCUGAUCUUGCACCAUUUAUUGAGCCUUCAGACUCGAGGACGAGUCUUUCUCAACCAGGGAGAAUGAUGCAAAUCGAGAAGCUAUAUUGGGCUUUUGAUUAUGACGAAGGGUCUGAUAUUAAUCCCUUUCAUGAUGUUGAUGAAGAUGACUCUAGCGAUAAUUCUGAUUUUACUAGGAGACGACAGGAUGAUGAAUUUGAUCAUCCAAGAAGAAGGAGGAAUCAUAUAAGGGAGAAAAGAGAUGAUGUGAAGGUUGAUGUUCCUGAUUUUGAUGGAAAAGCCCAAAGGGAUGCGUUUAUAGAUUGGUUACUCACUGUUGAAUGA
Lycium barbarum (goji berry) is the source of this 1908-nucleotide messenger RNA. RefSeq lists its product as uncharacterized. The coding region runs from base 1 to 1908 and encodes 635 amino acids. Gene Ontology annotation, molecular function: nucleic acid binding. Lineage: Eukaryota; Viridiplantae; Streptophyta; Magnoliopsida; Solanales; Solanaceae. The transcript has 5 exons. The record is from RefSeq and is a predicted model, not a curated record.